Molecule: messenger RNA, 1122 nt
Organism: Prorocentrum cordatum
Lineage: Eukaryota; Dinophyceae; Prorocentrales; Prorocentraceae
Source: the annotation of a GenBank genome assembly
AUGAAGAGCAUGAGAGAGCGCAUGAACAAAACCCUCAACUUGAAGGACCUGUCCGUGAACACGAAGCAGGACAAGGACGACUCGGGCGUUGCGGGCCUGGCAGGGGGGCCCAAGAGCAAGAAGAUCGUCGGCAUGUCCGAGGCUGAUUUUUCUAGGCGGUACAAGCUUGGAGGGAUGGUUAUGGAGUCGACGCACGCAGGAAUGUCGGUAUUAUACGCUUCCAGGCUCAAAGACAAUUUCCAGGUCGUGGUCAAGGUGCGGGUCAAGGCAAUGUCGUUCAAGAAAGGCUCCGAGGAGAUGGAGUGGCGCGCGACCAUGGAGUUCCAAAUGAACAUGCCGAAGACAGAGUCGAUAUGUGAGCUAAUUGAGGUGAUCGAGACCGAGACGAGCUAUUACGUCGUCAUGGAGAGAGUGGAGGGUAGGGACCUUUUCGAAGAGGUUGCGGACCAGCCCAUGAAGCACGUCGACGUGCGCGAGGUCAUCUACCAGAUACUGGAGGCCGUGAACGCGAUGCACACCGCCGGAAGGAUACACAAAGACCUGAAGCUCGAGAACGUCAUGGUCGAUAUGGACUCCCCGAGGGCGAAGAAGGUCGGGCGCAGGCUCUCCGGGGUCGGCAUGGCGGGGGACCCCCUGGGAGGGGAGAUCGGCAGCCCCGUGCAGGCGAAGCUCAUCGACUUCGACACCGUGGAGUCCUGGGAGCCCAACAGCCCGAAGGCCAAGGACGUGCUGGGGACGGACGGCUACAUCUCGCCAGAGGCUUACCUGGGCGAGUACUCGCCCGCCUCGGACGUGUAUUGCGUGGGCGUCAUCCUUUACAAGCUUCUCACCAAGAAGUUCCCGUCCCGCAAGGAGCUGUUCGACGACAAGCCCGGCGAGAACUACGUCGGCAGCCCCGCCAUGAAACGCAUCUACGACCGCCUGAAGGUUCAGAAGAUCGACUUCACGCUCUCCCCCCUCGACAAGUGCCCCCAGGCGGCCCAGCUCUGCGAGGCCAUGCUCGCCUUCGACGCCGGGGCCCGGCCCUCCGCCGAGGAGGCGCUGCAGAGCCCGUGGUUCACCCUCCCGGCCGACGCGCUCCCCGAGAGGGUCUCCACGCAGAGGCAGGCCUCCAUGCGCUGA